Molecule: messenger RNA, 1974 nt
Organism: Papaver somniferum (opium poppy)
Lineage: Eukaryota; Viridiplantae; Streptophyta; Magnoliopsida; Ranunculales; Papaveraceae
Product: protein NRT1/ PTR FAMILY 5.10-like
Exons: 3
Coding region: 40-1809 (589 amino acids)
Biological process (GO): dipeptide transport; transmembrane transport
Cellular component (GO): membrane
Molecular function (GO): tripeptide transmembrane transporter activity; dipeptide transmembrane transporter activity
Source: RefSeq, a predicted model, not a curated record
ACCUCAUUUAUCAAAAUCACUUUCCUUCUCAACAGAGAAAUGGGUGUUUCAUCAGGUUCUGCCAUUGAAGAACAGAACGAAGAACCUUUACUCAUCACCCCAACAAGUGAUACUGUUCAAGAUACGGUGGUGAAUUACAAAGGAGAGACGGUGAAUUUAAGUACAGAAAACAAAUAUGGUGGAUGGAAAUCAGCAUCACAUAUAAUUGCAUCUGAAGUCGGAGAGACAAUUGCUUACUAUGGAAUUUCAUCAAAUCUGAUUACAUAUUUAACUGGUCCACCACUGAAUCAAUCAACAGUAGCAGCAGCAACUAAUAUCAAUACUUGGUCUGGAUUUGUUUGGAUGCUUCCUCUUCUUGGUGGAUUUCUUGCUGAUUCUUACUUUGGGAGAUUUCAUACCAUCUUAUUCUCUUCUCUAAUCUAUAUCCUGGGGCUUGGAUUGUUAACUUUAUCAGUUGCGCUCCCUUCUCUUAUAAGUCAACAUGAAUGUAUUCACAGUAGUGAUACGACAACUACAGAGAAUUCUUGUAUGCCUGUUUCUUUGCAAGUUUUCUUCUUUUUCUCUUCUUUAUACUUAGUAGCGAUUGGGAAGGCUGGAUUUAAACCUUGUGCACAAGCUUUUGCUGCAGACCAAUUUGAUGUGAGAAAUCUGAAGGAAUGCGCAUCAAAAAGCUCAUUUUUCAAUUGGUGGUUUUUUGGGCAAUGUGUUGGUAGUAGCAUUUCUUUCUUGAUCUUAACUUACAUUCAAGAAAACAUAAAUUGGACUCUUGGAUUUGGAAUUCCAUGCAUUUUCAUGGCAAUAGCACUUCUUCUUUUCUUGCUUGGAACUAAAAGUUAUCGUUUUAGUGUGAAGCAAGAUAAAGAAAACCCAUUACUGGGAAUACUUCGGGUAUUUUCCAGGGCCGCAAAAAACUGGAGAACCAACUCAUCUCAAGCUGCUACCGGCGGAACACCCCAUGAUAAGAUUCCCGCUGGUGCUCACCAUUUAAAGUUCUUAGACAAAGCAUUGAUUGACAUGCCGAUUGACCAGGUUCAUUCAACUGAGCAUAGUAUAAGAUGUAGCAUUGAUCAGGUUGAAGAUGCAAAGGUCUUACUUCGUUUGGUCCCUAUAUGGAUUACAUGUUUGAUGUAUGCAGUUGUAAUUUCUCAAACCACAACCUUCUUCAUUAAACAAGGCAAUACCAUGGACAGAUCAAUAGGACCAGAUAUUCAUAUACCAGCUGCGUCACUUUUAACAGUUAUGUCUUUAUCUGUGAUUUUCUUAAUUCCCAUCUAUGAUCGCAUUUUUGUUCCUCUGGCACGCUCAGUGACUAGUUUACCCAGUGGCAUAACAAUGCUUCAGAGAAUUGGUGUCGGGAUGUUUCUGUCUAUGGUAACAAUGGUUGUCGCGGCUGUAGUCGAGAAGAAAAGACUUCAAAUAGCUCUUGAUUCUGGAUUAAUUGACAUGCCGAAAGAGACAAUUCCUUUAAGUUUAUGGUGGUUAGCUCCUCAAUAUUUGCUGAUUGGUGUCACUGAGAUUUUCACCAUUGUUGGUAUGCAAGAAUUCUUUUAUGAUCAGGUUCCAAAUGGGUUAAGAAGUAUGGGUAUCGCGUUUUACCUUAGCAUCAUCGGCAUUGGAGAUUUCCUGAGCGGGUUUCUUAUCUAUGUCAUUGAAAAGGUUACUAAUGCUAGCGGGCAAUCUAGUUGGUUUUCUGACAACCUUAAUCGAGCACAUCUUGACUACUUCUACUGGCUUCUUGUUGGGCUUAGUGCAGCAAACUUGAUUGCAUACUUAUACUUCUCAAAAUCUCAUCUGUAUAACAAACUAUGAGGACAUUUGUAUAUGUUAUUUUAUAAUGGGCAUCUGCAAUAGAUGUCACACUUUCUAUAGUUGCCUACUAAAAUUGAAUAUCAUCAAUGACCAAGGAAAUAUGAACACAGAAAAACCAAGUGAAUCUCUGAAACAUACUUCUUUUCCUUUUCUCUCGAUUCCUUA